GGGCCUCCGGCGCUGUCGGAGGGCCUCGGUAGUCGGUGGGGCUUACUCCGGGACCCCGGCGCUUCCCUCCCGGAAGUGGGGGCGUCUCCACCUCCAGCCUCACCCACCCGGCGUGGGGCCGUGGGCCCGUCGCCUCACCUCUCGGAGCCAGAGUUACUGCAGCUACGAAGUGGGGCAGUAGUCACAAGCCGGGCCUUCUUCCCAGGGUAUCUGUGAGGACCUGGGAUGCUAUGCUGCUCUCCAUGAACUGGUCACUGAGUCUGUCUACCGCAGCCCUUUCUGAAUCUUUGGCUGUCUGGAAGCUCCGCUGUGCUCCUUGCCAAGAUGAAGUGCGUCUUGGUGGCCACAGAGGGUGCAGACGUCCUCUUCUACUGGAUGGACGAGGAGUUUGAAGAGAGUCUGCGGCUGAAGUUUGGGCAGUCGGAGAAUGAGGGAGAAGGGCUUCCCGCCCUGGAGGACCAGCUCAGCACCCUCCUGGCCCCAGUCAUUAUCUCCUCUAUGACGAUGCUGGAGAAGCUCUCAGACACAUACACCUGCUUCUCGACGGAAAAUGGCAACUACCUGUACGUCCUUCACCUGUUUGGAGAGUGCCUGUUCAUUGCCAUCAAUGGAGACCACACCGAGGGCGAGGGGGACCUGCGGCAGAAGCUGUGCGUGCUCAAGUACCUUUUCGAGGUGCACUUCGGGCUGGUUACCAUGGACGGCCAGCUCAUCCGAAAGGAGCUGCGGCCCCCGGACCUGGGGCAGCGUGUGCAGGUGUGGGAGCACUUCCAGAGCCUGCUGUGGACCUACGGCCGCCUGCGGCAGCAGGAGCAGUGUUUCGCUGUGGAGGCUGUGGAGCGGCUGAUCCACCCUCAGCUAUGUGAGCUGUGCAUCGAGGUGCUGGAGCGGCACGUCGUCCAGGCCAUCAACUCCAGCCCUGGGCGGGCUGGCGAGGAGGCCCUGCAUGCCUUCCUGCUCGUGCACUCCAAGUUGCUGGCUUUCUACUCCAGCCACAGCGCCGGCUCCCUGCGCCCACCCGACCUCCUUGCCCUCAUCCUUCUGGUGCAGGACCUCUACCCCAGCGAGAGCAUGGCGGAGGACAGCGACACCCAGCCUUCCCCACAGAGGCCCCUCCGCAGCCAGAGCAUCCCCGUGCAGCAGGCCUGGAGCUCUUGUUCUGCAGACCCAACCAGGAGUUCUGCAGGGACUGAGACAGACAGCCUCUCCCUCCCUGAGGAGUAUUUCACACCAGCUCCUUCUCCCGGGGAGCAGAGUUCAGGUAGCACAGUCUGGCUGGAUGGGGGUACCCCUCCCACUGAUGAUCCCCAUGUCCAGAUGGCUGAGGACACCCUCCAGAUGCUGGUCCCUCGCUCCCCAGGACCCUCCAGCCCCAGAAGGAUUUUCCUGGAUGCCACCGUGAAAGAGAGCUACUGCCCCAUGGUGCCCCACACCAUGUACUGCCUGCCGCUGUGGCCAGGCAUCAACAUGGUGCUCCUGACCAAGAGCCCCAGUACGGCCCUGGCCCUGGCCCUGUACCAGCUGCUGGAUGGGUUUUCUCUACUGGAGAAGAAGCUGAAGGAGGGGCAGGAGGCCGGGAGUGCCCUGCGGUCCCACCCCCUCAUGGGGGACCUACGCCAGAGGAUGGACAAGUUUGUCAAGAAUCGAGGUGGGCAAGAGCUUCAGAGCACCUGGCUGGAGUUCAAGACCAAGGCCUUCUCCAGAAGUGAGCCUGGAUCAUCCUGGCAGCUGCUCCAGGCAUGCGGGAGGCUGAAGAGGCAGCUUUGCGCCAUCUACCGGCUCAGCUUCCUGACCACGGCUCCGGGCCGGGGAGGCCCCUCCCUGCCCCAGCACCUGCAGGACCAGGUCCAGACGCUCAUGCAAGAAAAGCUGGCAGACUGGAAGGACUUCCUGUUGGUGAAGAGCAGGAGGAAUGUCACCAUGGUGUCCUACCUGGAAGACUUCCCCGGCCUGGUGCAUUUCAUCUACGUGGACCGCACCACCGGCCAGAUGGUGGCCCCUUCCCUCAGCAGCACUGAAAGGACUUCAUCGGAGCUGGGCAGGGGGCCCCUGGCCACCUUCGUCAGAACCAAGGUCUGGUCUCUGAUCCAGCUGGCACGCAGAUACCUGCAGAAGGGCUACACCACGCUGCUGUGCCGCGAGGGGGACUUCUACUGCUCCUAUUUCCUGUGGUUCGAGAACGAGAUGGGGUACAAACUCCAGAUCAUCGAGGUGCCUGUCCUGUCCGAUGACUCGGCUCCUGUCGGCAUGCUGGGAGGAGACUACUACAGGAAGCUCCUGCGCUACUACAGCAAGGGCCACCCGGCGGAGGCUGUCAGGUGCCGGGAGCUGCUGACCCUCCACCUGUCGGUCAUCCCCACGGACGUGCUGGUGCAGCAGGCCGGCGAGCUGGCCCGGCGCCUGGGCGAGGCCUCCCGUGUCCCCCUGCUCUAGGCCAGGGUGGGCUGCCCCCGUGCAUCUGCCCGUGCACCCGUUCUCCAGGCCCACCUGGCUUGCAGACAUCCCCAUGGUGAAGCCUCCUCCUGUGCACGGCAGCCUCCUGAGGGUAGCACAGUCCCCAGGGCGGCCCCAGAGUUUCUUAAAGAAACUCCACUUAGACCAGUCUCCACUCCGGGUGAUGAGCAAACCCCCAAGUCCUUCCCUCUGAAGGGAGAGGAGGGCCAGAGGGUUUCUUUGGUCUCUUAAGAACAGCAGUGGCUGUGAGCUUAGACCCAGGACAGCCCCUCUUUCGGAUCUGCCUCUCCGUUUACCCCUAGGAGACAAAGGAAGUCCCCACAGCCUGUGGGUGUCUGCUGUUCUCAGAAUAGAGAAAGCUUCCCAGGAAGCUGUUUCCCUCCCCAGGUGAAAGGAGCUCUCCUGGCUGGGUUGAACUCCAGCUCUGCCACGCCCCCUCUGCGGCUCUGGGCAAGUUUCCCCACCUCUCAGCCUGUCUCCCCACAUUCAGAGUGACGGCACCCGUCUCUCAGGAUGGUCAUGGGGCUGCCGGCUGUGGCAGCCACUCAAUAAAUGCUGGUUAUGGUUA
Orcinus orca (killer whale) is the source of this 3022-nucleotide messenger RNA. It is a transcript of the gene HPS1, whose product is annotated as HPS1 biogenesis of lysosomal organelles complex 3 subunit 1. NCBI's taxonomy places the organism in Eukaryota, Metazoa, Chordata, Mammalia, Artiodactyla, Delphinidae. Gene Ontology annotation, molecular function: guanyl-nucleotide exchange factor activity. The transcript is spliced from 20 exons. Gene Ontology annotation, biological process: melanosome assembly; vesicle-mediated transport. The record is from RefSeq and is a predicted model, not a curated record. The coding region runs from base 325 to 2433 and encodes 702 amino acids. Gene Ontology annotation, cellular component: BLOC-3 complex.